This is a messenger RNA of Physella acuta, 3209 nucleotides long. RefSeq names its product protein limb expression 1 homolog. Gene Ontology annotation, cellular component: cytoplasm. Lineage: Eukaryota; Metazoa; Mollusca; Gastropoda; Physidae. The record is from RefSeq and is a predicted model, not a curated record. Gene Ontology annotation, biological process: autophagosome maturation.
GUUUAAUUUAUAAUAUUUUAGACAAGCUGUUAGUGUUAGAACUACUAAAUUAAUUCAUAAGAAAAAAAGGAUACAACAAUAAUUUAACUAUUUAAUAAAACUAUAAGACAAACAGAUCUUGAAUCAGAUCUAGAAAUUCUAGUUCACCAACUUCAAGGCAGAGGGAGCGAUGUCAGGUGACUUGAGCAAUACGGAAUACAGUACUACUGACUUGUAGUCAGUGAGUAGUGUUACUGUUAGUGUGUGUUUGUGAGAGAGAGAGAGAGCCAGCUAGCUCUCAACAGUGACUGAACAGGAAAACAUUGUUCCCCAGGCAUGCUGAUAAUGUAAAAAAAGCUCUUCAGACAUGGAAGAAAUAGAGAUAAAAGUUGGAUCGGGAAGAUCUGCGGCUUCACCAAGGGUCCAUAAAAAUCAACAACAAACCACACAGAUGCAUUACACACCACAUAACAUGGCGUCAGUUGCUGCAGAUGCUGCCGCCACUGUGCAUGCAAGUGCACACACUGGUCUAAUGAAUGAUGCAAAGGCUAAAACAGUUUUGAAGGAAGCUGUUGAUGCUGUUGUAAACAGCUUUGCAAAACAUACACAUGGAUAUGGAAGAGUGAAUGUGGUUGAAGCCUUGCAGGAAUUUUGGCAAAUGAAACUAGAAAGGGGUGCAGAUUUAACUAAUGGAGCUUUGGUUGUGUAUGAAUCACAACCAGCUACUGCGCCUCCUUAUGUAUGCUAUGUUAGUCUACCUGGUGGAAGCUGCUUUGGGAGUUUUCAAGUAUGCAACACUAAAGCUGAGGCAAGGAGGAGUGCUGCCAAAAUUGCUUUGAUGAAUUCUGUAUUUAAUGAGCACCCAUCUAGAAAAAUAACAGAUGAGUUUAUUGAAAAAGCCAUUACUGAUGCUAUCACCUCUUUCCAGGGAUCUCCAUCAGAUGCAGACAAACCAAAUACUGGCAUUGGAGCCUUCAAGUUCAUGUUGGAAGCCAAUAAAGGACGAUCCAUGCUAGAGUUUCAGGAACUCAUGACUGUGUUUCAGCUUUUGCACUGGAAUGGGAGUCUGAAGGCCAUGAGGGAGAGGAAUUGUUCACGUCAGGAAGUAUUAGCCCACUACUCUCAUCGUGCUCUAGACGAUGACAUGCGAUCACAAAUGGCGCUUGACUGGAUCGCCAGGGAGCAGGAGUCUCCUGACAUUAUUUCUUCAGAGCUUGAAGUAGCUGAGCAAGACCUUGAGAACGCCAGAUUGGCUGGUAGGGAGUUGCGGUUUUUCAAGGAAAAGAGAGAUAUUCUUGUGCUUGCGCUCAGCCAGAUUGGACCAACAGGUGAAACCGUUGCUUAAUUAAUCAGCUUAUUAGUUUAAACAUGGUUCAUCUUAUUUUUUAUUGGAUAAAAUUUAAACGGUUAAAAACUUGUAAUAUUUUGAGUCUGGCAAAAUAUUUUGACCAGAAUACUGUGAAAUAUGGUUAGUUUUUUUAGGAUUAUUUUUAUAUUUUUUAUAUUUUAGAAAUUCAUAGUUGAGAAUACUCAUGUUAUUUUCUGUAAUUCAAACCACUAGAAAUUUUGUGAGAUAUAUAAAUAGUGUGACAUAUUAUAGUACAUGUAUUUAAAACUUGUGAACAUUAAUUGUACUUUUAAUUAGAAUUAAGUAUUAACAACCUUUAUGGAUCUACAUAGUGUAUUUAAAAUAUGUCUCUUGUAGUCCACGUUAAAGUGACAUUUUCUCCUUAAACAAAUAUUGUACCUGGUUAGUAUAGAGUCUGUUUCUGUAGUAUGGCUAAGGAGUAUUAAUGUUCAAUUAAUUCAGACUUACAACAAAAACAUGAUAAUAUAUUUUGUGUAUGAGCAGGUGAACAUUAAAAUUAUACAAAUUUGUAAAAUAUAUACAUAAUUUUUUUAUAUAGCACAUACAAAAAAAAACAAUUGAAUUUCAUCUGUGAGAAAAAUUUUCUAAACAUGUUGUUUUUCUUUUAGGUGCUGAGUUGUAGUUUUGAAGUUGUGCAUUUUGAGUAUAAUUUUGGGUAGCUAAACAUCAAUUCAGUGUCUUGUGUAAUGCAGCAUCUUGUGUCUUAUUUUUAAAAAAAUAGCCGUCCAGUAAAUUAAAUAGGUUUCAAAACAUUUCCAAGUUCACAUUUUUCAAUGAAAAUAAAAUAAAAAUCACUGGCUACUAUUCAACUACAAUAUGUACCAGGUUGUGACAUUGUUUAUUGCUGUUAAAUUUUCACUACUAGGUGUAGUUCAAUAGGUUCAAGUGCCUCUUUUAUUUUGCCAUAAGUUUUAACUUGUACUUUUUAAAAACAUACACCUGUGACUAUUGAGAUUUAAUGUUGUUUUAUGCAAUUUACUCUUAUCACUGCAAGGCCAUUUUUUUGUUAAUAUAUAUAAAAAGACAGUUUUUAUGUAUUUUAUUGAACUACAUUGCCUUUUUAAAUUAGGUUGAUAGUUUAUUUUUGUAUUGGUGGCUUUUUUGCAAUUAAUUACUCCACCACCUUUCUUGUACCAGGAGUACAGAUAUCUGAUUAGACGUGUUAAAUUACAAAUAUGCAACAAUUCAUAAUUUUCUUUUAAAAUUAAGAACAAAUGUAUAUUACACCUGUCCCCAUUGCAAUAUGAUCAGUUAACUGAAUCAUUAAAAAACAUGAUUUGUUGUUUGUUAUUUUAAAAUUACAUUUCCUGUAAAUUUGAUAAUCCUUUCCUUUUAUGUAACAACAGAGUUUGUGUAACUUCUCUGCGUAAUUUUCCCCCUUUUCUGUUUUUAUGAUUAAAAAAAAAGAAUUUGGGAUAAAAUGUUACAAUGUUGUUUUCUAAGUUGUUUUAAGUAUAAAAAAUUAAAAAAAAAAUAUAUAUACUAUAAAUGUUUGUAUAGAUUAUUGGUCAAUUCUAUUGCAACUGGGGUAUUUAGCCCAUCUCCCUAAAAACUAUGACAUUCAAAUUAAUACUGUUUUGUUUGUUCAGAAUCUCUCUUUAUACUGUCUCAUGAAAUCAGUAUAGAUAGUUGAUACAGCCUUGUGAAACUAUAGUUGUCACUCUUAAUUUUUUUACACAAUCUUUCUGUACUAUAUUGAUCAUUUAUAACUACUAUUUCGGUUAAAAUGUUUUGUAAAAAUGCACAUAAACUUAAAACAUUGUGAAUUUAUUUUUGCCUUUUAAAUCUAUUUAUUAUUUAGAGUUGUGACUUAUGAAAAAUAUUUUCAUAUAAUACAUAUAUUAUAUUCUCUGUAUGAAUA